Molecule: messenger RNA, 408 nt
Organism: Staurois parvus
Lineage: Eukaryota; Metazoa; Chordata; Amphibia; Anura; Ranidae
Source: the annotation of a GenBank genome assembly
AUUGUUACUGAGGGCCCACAGAACCGUUACUUAGGGCCACAGAAACGUUACUCAGGGACACAGAAAUUGUUACUGGAGGGCCACCCAGAACCUUUACUUAGGGCCUGCAGAAACGUUACUCAGGGACACAGAAUUGUUACUGAGGGCCACAGAAACCGUUACUUAGGGCCAAAGAAUUGUUACUCAGGGACACAGAAUUGUUACUCAGGGACAGACACAGAAUUGUUACUCAGGGACACAGAAUUGUUACUUGAGGGCCACAGAACCGUUACUUAGGGCCACAGAAUUGUUACUCAGGGACACAGAAUUGUUACUGAGGGCCACAGAACCCGUUACUUAGGGCCACAGAAUUGUUACUCAGGGACAGACACAGAAUUGUUACUCAGGGACACAGAAUUGUUACUGAGG